AUGUUCGCCAAUGCCGCAAAUUCGACACCGGCCGUGCCAUCACGCAAUGCCCUUCGAGUCCUCCGUCAAUUAGCAUUCGCCGGAUCAACGGUCGGCAGCUUCUGCGGCGUUGCAGUCAUCACCUACGAUGUUCACCGUCGGGUCCGCGUAGCCGAGCAGAUCAUCGAGAACAAACGGACUUUGCACACCUCCGCGCCGAAUUACGAUGCGACCGCUUCUGCUCAACGGCUGGCGGUGAUGAUGGAGGCUGCAGAAGCCGGUGAAUUCAUGGGAUUGGCAUCUUUGAAGAAUAAAAAGGGGACUCCGUCUGGAGGCAAGGAAGAAGCCCCCGGAGAACACCAUGAUGCCAUACCAUCAGCUCAACACGGAGCUCGUCCCACUCCGAAAUGGUUUCAGCCAGGUCCAAGCAACCUAGCUAUGCCUCCAAUGUCAGAUAGGCCCACCGACAUGCGCUUGCAGGCUGAAAACCGGGUGGCUUUGGCUCGAGAGGCCCGAGAAGCCGACGCUGCACGAGCAGCCGGCGAAGUUCCACUGGAAGACCGAAUCCGAGAGUUGAUCCAGGGGGACCGAGAGAUUGAAGCUGCACAAGUCUUCAUGGAUAAUGUACCGGCAACCCAGGGAGUUACGAUCUCCAUGGACAGGCGAGACCUCCUGCGUCGCCUGUUCGCUGCCAAUUGCAUGAAGGGAAACAUAUUCAUUGCACGAUCUUUGUUCCGGCACAUGGAGAAAUUGUCAGAGUUGGAUUCGGAAAUCUGGUCCACCAUGAUGCAUCUAUUGGCCAAGGAAGGACACGUCGAAUCUGUUGGCGCUAUCUAUGAGAAGCACCAUUCCAAACUUACAGUUCCACCUCACUUGCUGGAAGUCAUUAUUCGAAGUCUUCUUGAGUCACGAAGAUUGACCCUAGCCAAGCGCCUUUUCUACGCACGCAUCAAACAUGACGAAAAUGGUGGGUUGUGUGGUGCCUACCUCGAUGGAUUGUGGAGGAAGACUCGCAAAAUAGAGCUGCUCAAGACCGAGUUCAAUAAGAUCCUCGCAGCCCUUGCCGAGUUGGAUCGAGGACCAACUGAGAAGGUCUUCAAUCCGAUGGUUAAGGCCUACAUUGAAGCAGGUGCCUUUGAAGCUGCUGAAGUAUUGGCUAUGGCCAUGCCUUCCGAGUUCAACGUUAAGCCUGGAUGCCGUACUCUAGGGUUGGUCUUGUAUGGCAAAGCCCUUCAGUGUGAUUGGGAGGGCGUGAUGAGUGGGCUGCGUGAAAUGCACGAGCUAGGGUUCACCAACGACAAGAGGAGUUUCGCAGUGGUCUUUGAUCGCGUUUUCCUGGAGUAUUAUCCUACACAUACCGGUUCUCAGAUUUUCGACUUCCUCAUGACUUGCAUCAAUGAGUUCAAGAUCCGACCAGACAAAAUUCUUCAUCGGCAUAUACUCGAGGCCAUUGUUGAACGAUGUGAUUCUAGCUGCGUGAGAGCUAUUACUGAGAUGGCCGAGGAACGAAAAUGGAACUCGGGAGUGGAACAGUAUGAGCUUGUUAGAAUCUUAGAAGCUCGCCGUGUGUCAAUGCAGGACACACCGGUGGGUAUCUGGCGCAUGUUACAAGCUGCUAAGCAGCAAUACGGAUCAGUUGCGAGCAACCGCCGCCUAAUGGGAUCCGAAGCCGACAAUUUCUCUCUGCGGGACCAUGUUCUGCAACCCAUCCACAAAGAGGCCGACCAAACCUUCCCAGAAAGCAUGAAAAACCUCGUAAACUCGAGGUCCAUGAACACCCAUAUGUCACUAGCAAAGCGGCAAGAACAUCAUAUUCACGCUGGCAAUUUCACCAAAGCGAUCUCGGCCUACCGGCAGGCAAGCAAAUCUGGACACCCCCUCAAACCUAUUCACAUCCAAUUGGCUGUCAUCUCAAUACUUCUGGACGGUGGCUUGCCGGGCUUGAAAGAUGCUCAGAAGCUUAUCAAAUCAGAGUGGUCGUACUGGUCCAGGAUUCCAAAAACCCAAUUCACAACACGAUUCCCCCGCUUUGUGCCGAUUUUCUUCCAACAAAUCCUGCAGGUUGAUCACGCCCAGACCAGUGAAUCAACUCUACUCCACAUGGCCUUGUUUGAGUUCUAUAAGAUCUGCGAGGAUACACCCAUGUUCAACGUCAAGCAUCACCUGUCCGUCGCCAUGGCCCGACGUCUCAUCGUGAAAGGCCAGAGCGAGACCGCAAUCGGGGUCCUCACGGCUGUCUACAUGUCCAAGUGGCGCAGGUCUCAUGGGUUUGACCAAGUGCAACUCAAGAUUCUGAUGCGUGCUUACGCGAUGACGGGCCAUAUCAGGGGCGUGUGGUGGUGCAUGAUGACCGCACUCUCUCGUCAAGAGCCCGUUCUUGAUGACUUCUUAGUCGAGGCCAAGCGCUUGAUGCCUCUACUGGAGAAGCAAUACUCUCAACACGAUCCACAAUCCCAGACAGGUCGCAACAUGAAGAAGCUGGAUUUCAUCAGGGAAAGGCUGGAAGACAAGGCCGCCGGUCGGCCAUACUGGAAGGGGCAGCAGGUCUCUGUAUGCCCCGAGAAGAAACAGAGGCGACGAGCUCUACUUCCCACGGAAACCGGGAGGUUAUAUGAUCGGCUGCCAUCCGCCCCCAUCUCAAAGAUGGUCCAGACCUUCGACGAGGAGAUUGAAAUGGAUUUCCUGCAGAACCGCUCGCAGGUUGAAUUUUAUACGCUGCAGAGCGCUUGGGAUGAGAAUCGGAUGGUCACCGAACGUCUCGUGCAGCCCGAAGAGGCUGAAUACCCAGCGAAUGUGCAGAAGGGAAAGGCUGCCACGGCAUGA
Molecule: messenger RNA, 2802 nt
Organism: Penicillium cataractarum
Lineage: Eukaryota; Fungi; Ascomycota; Eurotiomycetes; Eurotiales; Aspergillaceae
Product: pentatricopeptide repeat protein
Exons: 1
Coding region: 1-2802 (933 amino acids)
Molecular function (GO): protein binding
Source: RefSeq, a predicted model, not a curated record